UGACACUGAAAAAUGGGACCAUCUUGUGCAGAAUACCAGCACACAAUGGUCAAACAGUGACAACGAUGGAAGCUUAUCCUGAAAGAGGCUGCCUCCUCUCUGCAGGUGAGGACAAGACAGUAGUGGUGUGGCUGGUGAAUCCCUGCAUUUCAGAAUGUCUCACCAAACAGAUGAGCCUGUAUUGCGGCCAGCCUCACGUGUACCUGGCAGUGCUGGGACCUCGGUUAGCCCUGACCUUUGAAGAACCUGCCAGUGGCACCUAUAGCCUGAUGCACUUCAACUUCACUGACCAGACUCAGACCGAUCACCCACCCAGAGAAGAGCAUUUAGACCACUUUACAGGACUUUGUGUGUGUCCUGACCUGGAGGUAUUUGUCUCCAGUAGUCUUGAUGGGACAGUGCACAUCUGGAAUGAAGAGAAUCGUCUGAUCAGUACACUCCAGUUGAAUGCAGUACCUGAGUGUAUUGCUUAUAGUGGGUUCGGAGAAGUGUUACUGGGCAUCAGAGGGAGCCUGUACAAGAUGAACUGUGCAAAGUUUCUGCCACGCUAUUACCAGAAAAUGUUGUUUUAUACAUAUCAUGGUGACCUGCUUCCUGACUUACCAAUCACUAAAACUGACGAAUCCCCCAAAACACAGACAGUGGAAAGAGUCCAAAAUGAGGAACAUGAGAGCUUGGUGAACCUGAGCAGGGACCUAGCAGCGCUUCUACAAGGAACAGUGAAGUGCACAAAACCAAAGCCUCCCAGCACUAAAGAAACCAGGAAAGAAGCCUUUAACCGCUACAUGAAAAUGAUAUAUGGGCUGCCUUACAAUAUUAAGGGUGACUUGGAGGACAGCUUUGAUCCAGAUAUGUAUUCAUUCGAUCCUGUACCAUAUACCAAACCAUGUGACGUUCCUGCUAUAGCAGAGGAUGUUUCCCCUAAAAUAAACAUUCCUGUUCAAGUAGAGAAAAAGAAGAUCAAGGUAACAAUUUAGGAUCGCCUUUUGGAAUUCAGACAU
This is a messenger RNA of Sphaeramia orbicularis (orbiculate cardinalfish), 1001 nucleotides long. Its product is annotated as WD repeat-containing protein 97-like. The record is from RefSeq and is a predicted model, not a curated record. The coding region runs from base 66 to 977 and encodes 303 amino acids. Gene Ontology annotation, molecular function: protein binding. Lineage: Eukaryota; Metazoa; Chordata; Actinopteri; Kurtiformes; Apogonidae. The transcript has 8 exons.